AUGAGUAUCGUUUUCACGGAGGCCCUGCCAGCUCAGCGAGCCCUUAUAGUUGCGGCGGCCAAGGUUGCAUCAUUGAUCGCCCUCCUCACAAUCACUUUGAUCUGCUGGAUGUACCGCAACAAAGGGUUUUGGGCGUCUUCUUCUGCCAAUUCAAAAUGGAUCACCGGGCCCAAAGGCAAGCCCUUCCGGGGCAGUGUUCAAGAGCUUCAGACCGGAGGUGCUGCGAGCUGUAUGGCCUGGUUUUCCUUAUACCGAAGAUAUGGACCUGCCUACGAGAUGACGAUUCCUUUCUUCCGCUUACAUAUCAUCAACCAUCCAACCUAUCUCGAGCAUAUCCAAAAGCAUAAUAGCAAGAACUACAUUCGCGGUGCCUUUACGCGCAAUGUGUUUCAGGCUCUCCACCGGUCGAGCAUCUUUAUUUCAGAUGGCCAGGCUUGGCAACUACAGCGCAAGGCUGCGACACGAGCAUUUAGCAAGCAAAACUUUGAGAGACACAUCACCAGAUCUCUUCACCACUGGAUUGGGGUGCUCAUGAAGCUUCUAUCCAACCUAGCAAAGCAGGAGGAAGAGUUCGACUUCCAAGAACUGAUGAGUCGUCUAAUGUUCUGUCUCUUCCUUCGCAUUGCCUUCCACGAAGAAGAGAUGGCUUUAUACAUAUUGUCCGAGAAUGUAGAGAGUCUUAAGUCAAAGCCUGCUUAUGUGAAAGCAUUUGAUGAAGCCAACUAUUUGUUCGACCGGCGGCGCCGUGACCCUCUAUGGAAGCUGAAUGAGAAACUAUCCGGCGAACAUAACAUCAGUCAGAGAGCGGUCGAUCUUUUCUACGAACAGAUUGAUGGUCUUAUCCAGAGACGUCUUGACGCAAUGCGGCAAGGCUACAAGCCCAACCCAGAGGCCGGCGUGGACCUUCUGGACCUCUUUUUGCAAUCGACUCAGGACUUGUAUACUCUCGGUGGCAUGGUCUUUGCGUUCCUAUCUGCAGGCCGUGACACGACUGCAUACAGCAUCUCAUGGCUUAUGAAGGAAAUCCAUCACCGAGACAACAAACAUCUAGAUGCCGCCAACAAGAUCAGAGCCGAAGCUGAGGAGCUCGGAUUUACAAGUGGCUUUCUGGGUUAUGGGGAUGCCCCGAAAUUGCGCUUCACGAAUGCGAUGUGGGACGAGAACGCGCGCCUUAACACUGUUUCUCCAGCUGGUCAAAUGGAGGCGGCGCAGGAUGACACUCUUCCUGCCGUGCCUGAACUCAACAUGCCUCCUCGACAUAUUAAGAAGUAG
Aspergillus melleus is the source of this 1272-nucleotide messenger RNA. RefSeq lists its product as uncharacterized. The transcript has 5 exons. Gene Ontology annotation, molecular function: heme binding; iron ion binding; oxidoreductase activity, acting on paired donors, with incorporation or reduction of molecular oxygen. Lineage: Eukaryota; Fungi; Ascomycota; Eurotiomycetes; Eurotiales; Aspergillaceae. Bases 1 to 1272 code for a protein of 423 amino acids. The record is from RefSeq and is a predicted model, not a curated record.